Molecule: messenger RNA, 2503 nt
Organism: Chelonoidis abingdonii (Abingdon island giant tortoise)
Lineage: Eukaryota; Metazoa; Chordata; Testudines; Testudinidae
Source: RefSeq, a predicted model, not a curated record
GUGCAGCGUCCCAGGACUGCGGCUCAGUGCACGCCCAGCGGCCGGGCUCGGGGCAGCGAUGGGGGCUCUGCAGCCGGCUCCGGAGGGGGACUGGCUGCUCUACUGGGGGGGCGGAGUCGUCACUCUGCUCUUCACGCUGCUGGCAGCUUUCACUUGCCGCCUGCUCCUGGCUUAUCUGGGGAAGUGGAAGGCGCUGAAGCCGAUUCCGGGGGUCAGCCCCUGUUACCCCUUGCUAGGAAAUACUGUGUUCUUGGAGCGCAAAGGGAAAGAUUUCUUUAAACAAAUAGUACACGUCUUUGAAGAAUACAGGAAUCUACCCCUGCUAAAACUUUGGAUAGGACCAUUGCCUUUUGUGAUUUUAUAUCAUCCAGAUGCUGUGGAGGUUGUCCUAAACAGUUCAAAGCACAUAGAAAAAUCUUUUCCAUACAAAUUUCUACAUCCAUGGCUUGGCACAGGACUUCUAACGAGCACUGGAGAUAAGUGGCAUUCCAGAAGGAAAAUGAUAACUCCCACGUUCCACUUCACAAUCUUAGCUGAUUUUCUAGAAGUUAUGAACGAACAAGCCAAUAUUUUGGUUGAUAAACUUGAAAAGCAUGUUGACAAAGAGCCCUUUGAUUGCUUUCUAGACAUUGCUCUCUGUGCCCUGGAUAUAAUCUGUGAAACUGCGAUGGGCAAGAAUGUUGGUGCGCAGAACAAUAGGGAUUCUAAAUAUGUCUGUGCUGUUUAUAAGAUGAGUGACCUCAUUCAUCAUAGACAGAAGUCUCCUUGGCUUUGGUCUAACUUGAUGUACCCUAUGUUCCAAGAAGGAAGGGAACAUAAUAGAAGCCUCAAGAUCCUUCACAGUUUUACUGACAAUGUUAUUGCAGAAAAAGCCCGUGAAAUGGAGAACCACACACAACAGAAAGAUGACCUUGAAGACAACUGCGAACAAAGUGGGCCCAAAAGGAGAAGGGCUUUUCUUGAUACGCUUCUCAGUACAACUGAUGAUGAAGGGAAGAAACUGAGCUACAUGGAUAUUCGAGAGGAAGUGGAUACUUUCAUGUUUGAGGGGCAUGAUACAACAGCUGCUGCUAUGAACUGGGCCAUCUUNCCUUCCGUUCCAUUCUUUGCCCGCACCACAAGUGAAGAUUGCCAUAUUAGAGGAUUUAAGAUACCAAAAGCAACAGAGGUAGUUGUGCUUCCUUAUGUACUGCACAGAGAACCGGAGAUUUUUCCAGACCCAGAAGAAUUUAGGCCUGAGCGAUUCUUCCCUGAGAAUUCUAAGGGAAGGCACCCAUAUGCAUAUGUGCCCUUCUCUGCUGGGCCCAGAAACUGUAUUGGCCAGCGCUUUGCGCAGAUGGAAGAGAAAGCUGUUCUAGCCAUCAUCCUACGACACUUUUGGGUGGAAACAAGUCAAGAACGAGAAGGGCUUGGCCUUGUGGGAGAACUAAUACUUCGCCCAAAUAAGGGCAUCUGGAUCCAACUGAAGAGAAGAGAAUGUGUGUCAGAAGAAGAAAGCUCGCAAUGAUUUUAGAUCCUAAAAGGUGCUCAGGAGUAUAAUGUAGUGUACUCUGAUCACGAAAUCUUUUUACAGAAUUGUAAAUAUAUCAAAAUAUUUCAGAAUCUCUAGGCCUUUUGUUCUGUAAACAUUUAACUCAGGGUAUGAUCUUUCCCUCCCAUUCAGAUGGCAGGAUGUCUCAGAAAGUAGCUUUGACAGCUGAUACAUCUUGUAUCCUUACUAUCCAUUCUCUUGGCACAUCCCAUCAUCUUCUCUGAGAUGACCAUUCAUGUCGCUCCAUGAAAUGGUUAACUGACUGACUUCUCAAGGACAAGUUAAUAAGGUUUAGGACAUGGCGAGUUUCCACUCUCCAAGAGUAGUCUAUAACAUAGACUAUUCCAUAGUCUAUAACAGCACUUUGUGUUGGCAAUUAAGAAUGUCCAUUAGAAUAUUUUUGGUGGAUGAGUUCCCUUAUAUGAGGGAAAUUAGACAACUGUAGUUCUUGCCUGGAACUGUGGCAGACUAAAUGUAGAUGACUUUAAGUGAAUUUGAUCUAUCUGCAAACAAUGAACCAGUUCCUUGGCUGGUAUGAAUCAGCUUAUCUCUGGGGACUUAAAUAAAAUAAUAAAUAAUAAUUGACUUCAAUGGAGCUGGGUGAGUUUACACCAGCUGAGGAUCUAGACCAGUAUAUUUUUAGUUAUUAUGUUUGGGCGUUUCUGGUGAAUUCAUUCAGUAAUUUGUCAUGUGUUAAAUAAAUUCCACUCUCACUUACAGCACUGCAGUCCUUCUAGCUUCAGUAGGGUUGCACUACAAUAAGGGGAGAAUUUGAAAUAUUUUCUAACAUGUAUGUGUUCUUCACAGUUAUCUUUGAAUGUUAUUGUAUCCUUGAAUGUUGGAUUAAUUUGUCAUGUAAUUUAUAGUAUGAUAUAAUAAGCUCAGCUAGCAGUUGAUUCUCAUUGAGAUUUAUGUAAAUCUCUGCAUUUUAAGUGAUUGUAACCAUUUAUAAAGGAACUAAGUAUCAAAUUA